Molecule: messenger RNA, 1269 nt
Organism: Penicillium malachiteum
Lineage: Eukaryota; Fungi; Ascomycota; Eurotiomycetes; Eurotiales; Aspergillaceae
Product: Peptidase S26A signal peptidase I
Exons: 4
Coding region: 1-1269 (422 amino acids)
Cellular component (GO): membrane
Molecular function (GO): serine-type endopeptidase activity
Source: RefSeq, a predicted model, not a curated record
AUGUCAGCGUGCAAAGUAGGCUCCGACAAAGAGCCAAGCAGUGUCCCAGGCGAUACUAGAACUCUCAAGAGCCAAGUACUAGAAGCAGGGGCUUCUAUGGUCCAAGACUUCACACCAGUCAAGCAAAUCUGCGCACAUCUAAACGCAUUCCACGUCUACGCCAAUGAUCCCACCCGCUGUGUCGAGGCAAACCACUAUUGCACACAUCUAACAGAAGACGUCCGACAGUGCCUGAUAUACGACUCGCCAGGUACGAAAGCCCGCUUAAUCGGCAUCGAGUAUAUGAUCUCUCCACGAAUCUUUGAAACCCUUCCACCAGAUGAACGCAAGUUAUGGCAUACGCAUGAAUUUGAAGUGAAGAGUGGGAUGCUCAUAAUGCCCGCACCGACGGGUGUGCCUAGUUCAGUGUGGGAAGCGGCAGAGACGGCAGAGAUGCAUGAUAUUGCGCCGAUUUAUGGCAAAUCGUAUCAUUUAUGGCAGGUUGAUCGUGGAGACGUGGUGCCCAUGGGAGAACCACAGUUGAUGGGUAGUUUCACUACACCGGAGAACGUUGCGGUUGCCUGCCCGGGUGGAAUGGAUGAAUUGCUUCGAGCGAGAGAUGAGAGAUUCAAGGUGGAUUAUCGGAUAAAGGCGAAGAAGCGAGAAGGCAUCGCAGAUAUCCAGAAACAUCCAGGUAUGUCUCGUAUAACUAAAGUUCCAGAGCUUGUUGAAAGAAGGAAUGCACAUGCGCAGCUACACAUGGAGGGCUUCAUUCGAGCAGCGUUACGAACCACCCCGGGCAGCGUCGCCCGCGUCGCUAUCAAGAGCGCCAGUGUAUUUUGCGCCACCGUCCUCGUCUGGGAACAUGUCAUAACCAUACAACUCAGCGAAGGACCCUCGAUGUACCCGACCUUCAACCCUCGCGGCGAUUGGCUUCUCAUCUCACGAAUGCAUCGUUAUGGAAAGGGAAUCGAGGUUGGGGAUGUCGUGCGCUUCAAUCACCCAACUUUUCUGGGUGUUCAUGGCGCAAAGCGUGUUGUUGGAAUGCCUGGGGAUUUCGUCUGCCGGGAUCAAGCUUACAGCACUGGGGUUGGGGAGCAGCCUGAUAUGAUUCAGGUCCCCAAAGGCCAUGUAUUCGUGGUUGGCGACAACCUUCCUUGGUCACGCGAUUCGAGAAACUUUGGACCUCUACCUUUAGGUCUUAUAAACGGCAAGAUUAUCGCACGCAUAUGGCCUCCAUCGAAAAUGGAAUGGGUGCAAAAUACUAUGCAACCUGCGGAGUUGGACUAG